Sebastes umbrosus (honeycomb rockfish) is the source of this 5194-nucleotide messenger RNA. RefSeq names its product solute carrier family 5 member 5 (gene slc5a5). The transcript is spliced from 17 exons. The record is from RefSeq and is a predicted model, not a curated record. Gene Ontology annotation, molecular function: symporter activity. Gene Ontology annotation, biological process: iodide transmembrane transport; sodium ion transport. Lineage: Eukaryota; Metazoa; Chordata; Actinopteri; Perciformes; Sebastidae. The coding region runs from base 322 to 2220 and encodes 632 amino acids. Gene Ontology annotation, cellular component: membrane.
AGCAUUUCAUUCUCCAGCAGGUCCCCAAACAUCCGACUGCGCAACCUACCUGGCCCUCCAACCAUUCACACCUGAGUGGCUUUUAGGGUGGAGACUACAAAGGUACUUGUGCGUAUGGUGUGUGUGUGUGUUGGCACGCCUCACGCACGCACACACUACGGGAAAGAAGUUGCUUGGAGGCAAAGCAGCUGCUGAGAAGUGAAGAAGAAAGUCAGCACAUUCCUCUUUGAGUGGAAGCAACAGGACUGAAUGGAGCACCAGUGAUCAACUAAAGAUCUGGAUCCACCGAACUACAAGGCAGAGGGAAUCAAAAUUAAAAUAAUGGAAGAGCAGUCUGUAAGCUUCGUUCUGGCCGACUACUUAGUCUUUGCUGCCAUGUUGUUGGUCUCUAUGGCCAUCGGACUCUUCCAGGCCCUGAAGAAGAGGCCAGGGGACGCCACUGCUGAUGACUUCUUCACUGGGGGUCGGAGCAUGCCGGCAGUGCCUGUUGGGAUGUCGCUCUGUGCCAGUUUUAUGUCAGCAGUCCAGGUUCUGGGUGUUCCUGCCGAGGUUUCCCGCUAUGGCUUUAAAUUCCUCUACAUGUGCCUCGGACAAAGCAUCAACUCCCUGCUGACAGCGUACCUCUUCCUGCCAGUUUUCUACCGACUGGGCAUCACCAGCACCAAUCAGUAUCUGAAGAUGAGAUUUGGCAGAGGGAUGCAGCUGUUGGGGAGCAUCCAGUUUCUGGUGGCGACGCUGCUUUACACAGGGAUUGUCAUCUAUGCACCUGCCUUGAUCCUCAACCAAGCUACUGGACUCAAUAUGUGGGUGUCUCUGUUUUCUACUGGGAUCAUUUGCACCCUGUACACCACACUGGGUGGCAUGAAAGCUGUGAUCUGGACUGAUGUGUUCCAGAUUAUUGUCAUGUUGGCCGGCUUCAUGGCCAUUUUCAUCCACGGCACAGUUCUGGUUGGUGGUCCUGCAGUGGUGCUGGAGAUUGCCAACAAUGGAUCACGCAUUAAUUUUGAUGAUUUUGGUGUUGACCCGCGGCAGCGCUAUACCUUCUGGAGCCUGUCUGUUGGAGGUUCAUUGGUUUGGCUGUCCAUGUACGGGGUAAACCAAGCUCAAGUCCAGCGCUAUGUCUCCUGCAGAACAGAAAAAGAUGCCCAGUUGGCAUUGUUUGUGAACCAAGUGGGUCUGUGUCUCGUUGUUGGAAGUGCAGCAACUUGCGGCAUCGUCAUGUUCGCUUAUUAUGUCAACUGUGAUCCACUGCAGUCUGGGAUGAUUUCUACCCCUGACCUGUACAUGCCGUACUUCGUGUUGGAGAUAUUCAAAAAUCACCCUGGAUUUCCAGGUCUUUUCCUGGCCUGUGCAUACAGUGGGACUCUGAGCACGGCCUCCACAAGUAUCAACGCAAUGGCUGCAGUAACGAUGGAGGAUCUGCUGCGACCUCAUCUGCUCCACAUGACCCAGAAGAAAUUGAUACUCAUUUCCAAAGGACUGUCGUUCCUGUACGGAAUUGGUUGUAUCACCAUAGCUGCUCUCUCCUCCCUCGCGGACUGGGGAGUUCUUCAGGGAUCGUUCACAGUCAUGGGUGUGGUCAGUGGUCCACUACUGGGCGUAUUCAUUUUGGGGAUGUUUGUCCCAGCAACAAACAGGCUGGGAGCAUUCUCAGGAUUCUUAGUGGGCUUCUGUGUCUCUGUGUGGCUGGCUGUUGGUUCAACUCUGUACCCACCCAGUGAGGAGACCAUGGGUGUCCUGCCCUUCUACACAAGCGAGUGUGUACCGAGCAACAUCACCCUGAACCGCAGCCCCAUCUCCACCCCGCUUCACCCCGAUGACCAGGGGGACCUGAUUAACUUCUACUCCAUGUCCUACCUCUACUUUGGUGCCAUGGCGACUAGUUCGGUCGUGCUAUUUGGGCUGAUAGUGAGCUAUGCAACAGGACCAACAAAGAGGAAUCAAAUUAAAGACGGUUUGUUAUGGUGGGAUCUGAACAAAAAGAAAGUAAAGGUCCUAUCAGAGCGCAGAAGCGGAACAAAGUCCAGAAUGUUUCCCUGUCUUCUGCACAAUGCAUGCUGGGAUACGCUGCAGCCGCCUAGGAGUCUGAAUAGCAAUAACCAGGGAGACGAGGCAACAGAUAAACCACAGCUUGUGCCUUUGAGGGACCUGCAUCAAGAAGACACAAAUGAAAAAGAACCAACAGAUGUUGCGAAUAUUAAAUCUCCACUCAGAGUUUAGGUGUUGGGCAACUGGACUAUUUUUUAUUCCAAAUAAUACUAAUGAUGGUGACUUUUCCUCUUCAGUAGCAGUAAGCAUCUUUAUCACUAGUCUAUUUUUCCCCAUUCAAUUCUACUCUUACUGUAAUAUCUAAAGUUGUCGUCACUUUCUAAGUCUGCUCCACAUUUGGAGCUAUGUUGAGUUAAAAUAAAAUACUAUUCGUAAAAAAAAUCUAUUCCUUAAAAAGUGAUUGGAUAAUAAAGGGCUUUAUUACUGUGCCAAGGAAAGUAUACACUCUAAUCAAAAAGCCCUCAGGUGUUAUUUGAAUUCCUGUAAUGCUGAAAGGCUCUUUCAUCGAAAAAACAUUCAUUCUGGUAUGUUCCAUAUCUGUAGCAAUGCACACCUGCACUUCAACCAGUGUUAAUGGAUAUGAGACAGGGGUUAACAGUAGGCUAAUUCAACUCUGGUUUCAUGUUCAAGUUCAUGUCUUUACAUGACCUAAAGUGUCUUAUUUAUUGGACAGUAAAGAGAGGGUCUUUUUUUUUUUUACACAAAGUGGAAUGACUCUGUCUUUAGUAUUUUCUUGUACAACUCCUAUAAAAGUGAGAUCUCCUUGCCUGGUAUGGCUUAACACGUAUUGUAAAGCUAUCAAAGCAUUUUACAGUAAGUCUUAAAAAUGCAAACUAGUUUAUAGGUCAUUACUCCUCCAGUUCCCACAUAGCCGACAUCAGCAAGGACCUAUUACACAAAAAUAAGCAGUAUAGGCGGCACCAUUAUUGUCUAUGAUCCAAUUCACCAUAAAUAGCAGCGUUGUAUAUGAACAAACUCUACUGCAUCCUGGAGUAACAUGAAAGACAUCUUCUGUUGUGAAUAGCUUAUUGACAGUAAUAGAUAAAAAAAAAUGUCCUUGAGCUUGACUCUUUGCUCUUUGCAAGCCACAGCUUGGCUCCAGUUUCAAUGGAGAAACAUUAAGACACAAUCUUCCUCUUACAAAUAAAAAGUCAAAUUCAUAAGAAAUUAAAUACAACCGGGCUAUAUUCAAUAAACUAAACUUGACUUUAUGACUCUUGUCUACUUGAGCAACUGUUGCGCUAUAUUUUUACAUUUAUUACAUAAGCCCUGUUUCGACCACAGAAACUUUAGAACCUUUUGAGGAAUGCACUGCAUUUUGAGUGCAGGGACCAGGGUUUGAAUUAAGUCCCGGGGACAUUUUCCGGGGACUUUUUAACCCCCAAAAUGUCUUGGUCGGGGGGUAGUGCUGGAGCGUGGGGUUUUGCAGGGAUGACGGGCGCCACUGUUUCAACUCGUGUACCGCUUCCUUCAUAACACAAGGAAGUAUUCUCGUAUCGAUUUAGGACCAUUUUAGGAUGAGGGUCGAGCAUUUUUCUUUGUUUGAUCACAUUAAAAGUAAAGUCAGGCUUUGCUGUUGGCUUCCUGACUCAUUUAAAAUUAGAUUGAGAUGAUAGAAUUAGAUUAAUUUGCCUAAUCUUCGCAGGUUUAAAGGCCCUGAUCAGACCUGGCAUUAACAUGGGUCCUGAGUGAUCUCAACACAAGUGGACAGCUUUAAGUACGUCUGUUCACAGCUUGCAUUAAAAUGCGUCUCCACAUGCGUUUUAAGUCACUUCCCUUUCAUGCCUUAAAUCCCCAGUGUGCUGUAAAUUGUCUCUCAAUGGUAGAAAUACAUUGAGUCAUAAACUAUUUCCAGAGUGGGUCUGGUAAGUUAGUCAGUCAAAACUUCUUCAAAGGCUGUGGAGGCUUUUGCGACUCCUCAUCAAGAUAACCGAGAAGUGUUGGUUCCGGUUUGUUAUCAGUGGGGGAGGAUCCAGUUUGGUGAAUUUGUAACCCGUGUCACAAUUCAUUCAGUUAGGUCACAAAUUAAAGAGUAGGUUUUAUAGACAAGAUCCUAUUUUUAAAAUAAAAAAUUCUGUUUGCCUACACAAGAAGGGAACAGGUUGAUUUAACUCUAAAUUAAUACCAUAUUUAACUAUUGCUUCAUGGUUGCUUCUGCAUCAUUCACAUUGCUCUGUUAUAUAAUGAAACUUUAAUGUUUUUGAAGGUUUUCUUUUGUUUAAUUACUUGUAAAUGUAGUGCUACAGAUUUUAACUACAGAAUUUUUAGCAAAUUGAUGAGACUCCAAACACAUACUGGGUACAUGAAAUUGUGAAUAGUGUUGCAUACAUAGGUGAAGAGUAACACAUAUUACCGUUAAUACGCAGCUUUUUAUGUGCUUAUACUUUUGAGUACAAUAUCAAAUAGUGUUUAACUUCUGCAAGUGUAUUUUAAAUUGAAAUAUUGUACUUUAUUUUUUUUGUCUCUCUUUCCUUUCUAUGUCAUAAUAAAUAUUUCUGAUGGUGAAAAUAUGGUCAAUAGUUUUGAGAGGGAGUGGUAUAGUUUUUUUUAAUUUAUUUACUUAUGUUCAGUUACGACCAUUCAUUUUUAGGUUUUAUAUUUAGACUUAAAGUUGGGAACUUAUAGGUACUUUUGUGUAAUGUAAAUGUACUUAAUCAUGUGUUAUAUUUUAGGAAAAAAUAACCAUACUUAUACUAGAGAAUGACUUCUGCAAGUGUAUUUUAAAUUGAAAUAUUGUACUUAUUUUAUUUUUUUGUCUCUCUUUCCUUUCUAUGUCAUAAUAAAUAUUUCUGAUGAUGAAAAUAUGGUCAAGUGUUUGGAGAGGGAGUGGUAGUUUUUUUUUAUAUAUUUACUUAUUAUCAGUUAUGACCAUUCAUUUUUAGAUUUUAUAUUUAGGCGUACUUUUGUGUAAUGUAAAUGUACUUAAUCUUGUGUUAUAUUUUAGGAAAAUAACCAUACUUAUACUAGAGAACGAUAGUCUUUAUACCAUUUUUAGGCCCUUCAAAAUGAGACUACAGAAUAAGACACUAUGUGAUCAUAACCUGCCAUUAAUAAGAGAGGUGUACUAAAGUAGGCUUUAUAUUUUGGUGGAUACUGACACCUGCUGAUGAGUGAGUGUCACUUCAAAAAAGAUGCACACACAUGG